AUUGUAGUUCCUUGCGGAAAUGAAAUGAGAACAGGUGAUGUCUUUUCAGGCUUAAGGAACUAUUUCACAAUACUUUUAGUGUCAUAUUUUAUAUUUGCAAUAAUGGAAACUUUCAUUAUAUUGACGACAAAUUGGAUUCUCCAACGCAGACCCAAUACUCAACACUGGAACUUAGUCUUAAACCUGCGGGCAUUUGCUGGAGUCUUAGGACUUCCGAUGCACCUGAGGAGAUAUGGAGCUAGCAUCUCCCUGCAGCAGAUCAUAAUGCUAAUGUGCAUUUGCGGCCUGGUCUUCACCUCCUUUUUCAAUGCCAAUCUCAGCACUCUGCUGACGAAGCACCCACAGAAUGCAGACAUUACAAACUUCGAUGAGCUCCGGGAUAGUGGACUAGAUGUUAUAUUCGAUAAUAUAUUUCUAUUGACUAUUAAAAAAAACUAUAAUUUGAGCGCUUUCAAAAAAAUAGUUCCAAAUGCCAAAUUCGUUCCAACUAAACAGUAUUUAUAUCAAAUUCUGUCCUUAAACUGUAGCUUUGCCUAUCAUGUGUACACACAUAUCUGGAAUGUUUUAGACAACUAUCAGAGGUCUCAUAAUGAAAUUAGGUUGUGUCGGCCCGAAGGAAUGAGCUUGAUUACCAACGCUGUUAUCAGAACGGUUCUCAAGAGAAACUCAAUAUAUAAGGAGACAUUUCGAGACUUUAUGCAUGAUUCCCAAAGAUUUGGAUAUUUCAAACAUUGGGAGGUUGAGGCUGGUUUGAAAAUGAUGUCAACUGUACAUUCUCGUUUACCAAAACCAUUGCCAAGACGCACUCCAGAGUUUAAGCCAAGUCCUUUAAAUUUCCAGGACUUUAAAUGGUUGUGGAAGUUGCUCGGAGUUUGCUACAUGGUUGCAGGCUUGGUUUUCAUUGCCGAAUUAUGUGUGGCCUAUUGGCAAAAGAAACAAGCUAGAAAGGAUGUCAUAAUAAGGGAAGUCGUAAUAUAAAAUUUGGAAUAUACCUUUAUAACUUAUAAAUUGUUCAA
Messenger RNA from Drosophila hydei, 1016 nucleotides. RefSeq lists its product as uncharacterized. Lineage: Eukaryota; Metazoa; Arthropoda; Insecta; Diptera; Drosophilidae. The transcript has a single exon. Bases 25 to 978 code for a protein of 317 amino acids. The record is from RefSeq and is a predicted model, not a curated record.